CAGUCCUGCGAGCUGCUCGCCGUCUGUUGACAGCCGCGACAGAUGGAAAGGCAGACUCCAACACUUGCAUCUUUGAUUGCACCGGCAGUUGUCUUCCCCAAAAAUAGCCAGGGCUGCACGGCCUUAUAUGUGCAGGCCGGCAGCCCGCGGAGGCAUCAUGUAUCUAGGCCACACGAUACUGGCCGCCGGCUCAUUGUUGCCGGCCUCUCCUCACUCUGCCUGGCCAUGCAGCUGCAGCAGCUAAACCGCGAGUGCCUCCUCCACCUCUUCUCCUUCCUGGACAAGGACAGCCGCAGGAGUCUGUCUCGGACCUGCGCGCAGCUGCACGAGGUGUUUCUGGACCCGAGCUUGUGGACUCUCCUGAAGUUCAGCUCUCCGUCGGAGCUGAAGCGGGACAACUUUGUUCUGGGACCUUCUCUGCACCACCUGUCAGUGUGCUGGCACUCCAGCAGGGUUCAGGUGUGUAACAUCGAGGACUGGAUGAAGACUUCGUUCCAGAAGGUUCUCUGUGAUAAACACCAGCGGCUGGUCAGCUCGCUACUCGCCCAGGUCUGCGUCCAGUGCCCCAACCUGCUCUCCCUGACUCUCUCUGGCUGUGGACACGUCAGCGACCGCGACCUCAUCGACGUGCUCGGCAGCUGCCCGAAGCUGCGGCGCGUCCAUCUGGAGAACUGCGUCUGCGUCACCGACCGGGUUCUGGACGGGAUGGUGACUGCUGGCCGCAGUUUGAGGGAGGUGAAGGUGGAUUUCUGCAGGAACAUCACACAAGAUGGUCUCAGGAUGGUGCGGGAGAAGAGGCCAGGGCUACAGCUGAGCUCGGAGAGAAGCGCUGAGCUGAUUCCAGACAUCAAGCCAGAGAAGAAGGUUCAUAUCAGGAGAACCCUGCAGAAGGUCCUGCUGUUCACCUGAACUGCUGCAACUCAUGAACUACGAGCAUCCAACAGAAGACUAUUCUCUCAGUAAACGGUAACAGGCAGAUCAUAGCAGCAUAUUAGCCAGAGGUUAACCAUUAUAACAUACUGAAUGGCGCCAGUCUAUAUUUCACCCAGGGAUCGGCAAUGAAGGUUCACUCCAAAUAUCACCAUAAUUACUGAUUAUUACCAUGAAAGCAAUGACUUUAUUCUUGGUUCAUGUGUGUUCCCAAUCUGAAGUGUUACCAUCAAAUCAUUCCCUAAACAGUUCCCAUGUUAGCACCAAUGCUACCAAGCUAACAGCUUUUUUUGGACCGUCCAGCAGCAUUUCUACAGUAUGAUGUCGCAAAACAACUCCAGGUGAGCUGGCUUCCUUCGGUGACCUUAACAUGCCACAGAGACGACAAGUGUCUUUUUCAACUGGCCUGGUGUCUGGUUAGCCCUUCAAUUCACCCUCUGCUGGGCGCCUUCUUAACUCUCCCUUCAGAGCCGUGUCCCAUUUUUUCAAUACUCACUUUGGCCAGCCGGGGGCACUAUGAGCAGAAUUGUGCAAAUGACUCUCAAAAAAAAAAAAAAAAAGACCGGUGACAACUGGCGCCGUGAAUAGCAUUUUCUAUAUGGUGCUGUAGAUGUGGAUGAAAAUCUCAGCGUCGUAGAGUCUUCUAUUGAGAUGUUUUCCUCCCAAAUAGUAAUAAGGUAACUUAUUUAAACAAUGUGGAAUAUUAGCGCCGGUUGUUUCCGGAGCAACAGCCCGACUUGUUUGUGUUCACACCAGUGAUUUUUGAGCCAAACGGACUUUGAAUAGUGUCUAAAAGUCCCUCUUUUGCUCUCAUCCACACACCUUGGAAGCAUAAUGUGAAAAGCAACAAGUGUCUUUGGGGCUGCACCUCACGCCAACCUCCACCCUCACAUUCAUCCUACGCUGAACACUUUGGAAGCGCACGCAAGACCAACACCACAAUGUUAAUAAUUAAGGUGAAGGACGUGACAGUUUCAUUAUAUAGCUGUUCUGAACCGUUUCUCAGGGAAGCAAACUCGGCACACAGGUUCCCAAAAUUUUCAUCCAUUUUGUUUUCCAUGAUGCUUCCAAAUGUUUUUUAUUUAAAGUAAAGCAAUGGCUUUCUAAUGACAAAAGACAACAAUCUACAUACAUUCUUCAGACCACUUGAGUCUGCUUAAGAACUCUUUGCAUUUCCGUUUGUCUCAAACAUCUUGAAGUGUUCUAAACAGGAUGAACCAAACAUUAUAUUCUUCCCCAACAUUCUUGGUCAAAUAUGUCCGCUGUCCUCUCCACAUGUCCAACUGUUUCAUUUUCUGAUCAUCUUCAUUUCUGACUCUUCCAACUCAGCUUCCUCCAGAGUCUCUAAACCAGAUGGACAAUGGAAGGUCAGAAGCAAUAUCUAACAGAAAAAGUAUUUUAUCAUUGAAAAGUAAAUAAAUGUGAAUACUAAGAUCAUAUUUAAUAAUCUUAGAUUAUUAACAGAAAAAAUGUUAACCUUAUUUGUCCCUGUUUUUAAAAUAAAAAUAAAAACAGGAAUUCAAAUAAAUAUAAAAACUGUACUAUUUCAAUUUUGUUGAAGCAGAUGUGUGAGUCUGUUAGUCAUACACACACACAUUUAUAUCUUACUGCAAAAGAAGUGGUAAUGAUUUUUCCAAAAAGUAUGAAAAACAGUAUUCCGUUUGGUGUUGGAUGUCUAUCGUCUCUGUACGCUCUGGUCUCGACUCCUUCUCAGGUCUCUCCUCUUCAACACUUUAAUAAGCCAUAUAUAUUUCCUGAUUCACAUGGCAAAACCUUGGACCUCCACUUUUCUGACAGAGACCUUGAAAGGCUGCUCAAGGGCCAUGUGUGGCCCUAAAACCAGCUAUUGAAUCACCAUAAUUUAAACUAAAAUGUAAUAUCCAAUUAAACUAUUUUUAAUGUAUUUAUUUAUUUAUUUAGAGAUCAUGACCACAGUAGAUUUAAAUUUAUCCAAGAGGAUUUAAAAUGUUAAAAACGACUGCAUGUUUAACCUGCAGUGGCAUAGAAGUAAGAUUUUGAGAUAUUUCCUAACCACACAUUUCCCCAGAUAUCAACAAGUCUCAACCACUUUCACAGCCUCCUUUAUUUUGUUCAGCUGAGUCAUCACCUGAUGUUUCUGCUGUCAUACAUCCAGAUGUUUUUUUUUUAUAUGCUCGAGAUCAAACAAGCAGAUCAGUCCGUGUCAUGGUGGAACAUGUUGCUUCUUUGCGAUCGGAACAGCGUUACAUAAGACACAGAUACAUUGGAAGUAGGUUGAUCAGUCAAAUGUGUCUGCAAAUGCCAUGUGACAUAUUUAUAGUAGAGUGCUGCUGGUUCGUGACUCUCGGAAGAACGACCUCCUCCGCUACCAGAAGGUCAACAUCAUCAAGAAGGACCUUCACUCACACCAGAAUGAACAGGAUUCUGCAAAAACAAUUUAGCUGAUGUUGUUUAGAAAGGUCAUGCUGUUGUUGCUGUUGCUGUUAAUUACUGUGCUUUUUCACCUUGUGUGCCUCCUGUAUUUUCUCCUUUCAAUUUGCAAACAAUUCCACUAUUUUCAUACUUUAUAAAAUAUAAAGUUUUCA
This is a messenger RNA of Synchiropus splendidus (mandarinfish), 3494 nucleotides long. It is a transcript of the gene fbxl22, whose product is annotated as F-box and leucine-rich repeat protein 22. Gene Ontology annotation, molecular function: protein binding. The transcript has 2 exons. Lineage: Eukaryota; Metazoa; Chordata; Actinopteri; Syngnathiformes; Callionymidae. Gene Ontology annotation, cellular component: SCF ubiquitin ligase complex. The coding region runs from base 43 to 909 and encodes 288 amino acids. Gene Ontology annotation, biological process: SCF-dependent proteasomal ubiquitin-dependent protein catabolic process. The record is from RefSeq and is a predicted model, not a curated record.